GAGAGCGCAGAACAGUGGAGCGGAGAGGCUUCCCAACACCACAGAUUACACUAGCACACCGCCGUGCAUGCUCAGCUCAGCCUCCUCUCUUAGCUCGCACCGAAGGAAAGCAGCAGCAGCGGAGGACCAUGCUGCUGCUCAGGCAGUCUCAUUAACUCAUCCACCCAGAUAAACAAGGCUGCUCAGCUGGCUUCCUCGCCCUGAUCCUCAGGCAGGACCCCAGAGCUGUAGAAGGAGAAUUUAAAAAGUAUCUUUUUAUUGAGUGCCUGUUGGAUUUUGUGUAGCAGCCAUGGGCAGCAAGACUCUGCCAGCACCAGUCCCUCUCCACCCAUCCCUCCAGCUGGCCAACUACUCCCUUCUCCAGAGCUCCACAGGGCUCCAGCCACCAGAUCAUUUUCACAGUAUCUACAGCUUCAGCGCCCUACAUGCAAUCCACCUCCACCAGUGGACCCUCGGCUACCCGCCUUUGGCCCUGCCCCGCUGCACCAUCUCCAAGCUGCCUGCCCAGUUCUCCUCCAUGGCCUCCAUCCCCAUAUUCCCUCACCUCCUGCAGCCCAAGCAGGACUCAGCAAGACUGCUGCAGAGCUCCAAGAACAAGCCCCGCUUUGACUUUGCCAACCUGGCAGCAGCAGCCACCCAGGAGGAUCAUCUGAAGGCGGAGGACCUGAGCAUGACGGGUGCUGCUGCUGCCGGCACUGCAGCACAGGCUUCAUAUCACCAUCCAACCUCAGCCAGCCUGGGAUGCCUCCUGGAUGUUACCAAACUCUCCUCACCGGAGCGCAAAUCCAGCCGAGGCCGACUGCCCUCCAAGACCAAGAAAGAGUUUGUCUGCAAGUUCUGUGGCCGCCAUUUUACCAAAUCCUACAACCUUUUGAUCCAUGAGAGGACACACACAGAUGAGAGGCCAUAUACCUGUGAUAUCUGCCACAAGGCCUUCAGAAGACAGGACCACCUCCGGGACCACAGGUACAUCCAUUCCAAAGAAAAACCGUUCAAAUGUCAGGAGUGUGGGAAGGGCUUCUGUCAGUCCAGAACUCUGGCUGUCCACAAAACAUUACACAUGCAGGUCAAGGAACUGAAGCCAGCCAAGAUCAAGUGAUUCACUCCACCAGCAGGGAAGGGACACUGGAAAAACAACAAAAGUCAACAACAGUCAAACAACAACCAAAUAUGUUUUCAUAUUAGCUGUUGGAGGCAUAGCCCUCAGCUUCUAUGGGAUUACUUCUCAAGGAUUACAUAUUUCACCAGCCAGUUCUUAAAGAAAUAAUACAGAAAUAAGCCUUAAUGGAGAAGUGUAUGCUUGGUUAUGAAAGAAAUGGACCUUUUUCUUAAGGUUUAUAAUCCAAAGACUUUAUAAAAGGCACACGACUCUUAUGCAAUUUUUUUUUUUUACAAAAACUGAGAAUGAUCAAAGCCAUGUUAGCAUAGACACAUUUUCCUCCUUUUCAAUAUCACAUUCCAAUGUUAUUUUUGUACAGAUACAUUAUAUUAAAAUUUUAUUUUUGCACUUUAACCUGAUUAUUGAUUAUUUACAUAUAUCACUGGAUUUCUUAAACUUAUUUUCAAAAUGAAUAAUCAUUUCUGAAUAAAAUAUUUUACUGUAA
Siniperca chuatsi (mandarin fish) is the source of this 1604-nucleotide messenger RNA. It is a transcript of the gene osr1, whose product is annotated as odd-skipped related transcription factor 1. Gene Ontology annotation, cellular component: nucleus. Gene Ontology annotation, molecular function: DNA-binding transcription factor activity, RNA polymerase II-specific; RNA polymerase II transcription regulatory region sequence-specific DNA binding. The transcript is spliced from 3 exons. The coding region runs from base 290 to 1099 and encodes 269 amino acids. The record is from RefSeq and is a predicted model, not a curated record. Lineage: Eukaryota; Metazoa; Chordata; Actinopteri; Centrarchiformes; Sinipercidae. Gene Ontology annotation, biological process: regulation of transcription by RNA polymerase II; embryo development; urogenital system development.